UUCUUCGUUUGCCUAGCUCUGAAGCCCCCCAUUUCCUCAUGACCCAGCACCACGCGAUGCGAGGAGGGCUAGCACGUUCGUUCUUCGCCCCUGCCGCCAGAGCCGCCGCGCCCUGCUGUCCGUCGCCCCUGCUGCUCCGCCGCGCCUUGCCGUCCGUCCCCCCUGCUGCUGCGCGGCGUCCCCCCCUCCCCUCUCCCCUCCCGCCGCCCUCCAUUGCUGGCAAGGCAAGCUUCUCCCCUUCCGUUUCCAUGGAUUUUGCUUGGUUCCUCUUAUAUGGUUGUCUAAAUCCUAGAAACCCUAGGUGCUGAGGGAGUUUCACAUGGGGAUUUCUGUCUAUUCGCAUUUUUAUUUGAUGGUUAUAUCUACUAAGAAAUUUGUUAAACAUCAAAGGGGGGCAUCAGGAAGAGCUAGACAGAACUGGGGGGCUUCAGAGCAAGGCAAACGAAGAAAGGGGCAUAAGAUCCAAGGCGAGUGAACUGGGGGGGUUAAAAUCAAUUCUCCCGUGCGCCACACAACGAACUCACCGGCGAGGCGGCGGCGCCCAACUCGUCUCGCCCCCGCGGAAGAAGAGUAGAGCGUCCCUCCUAAGUCCGUCGUGGGUCCUCGAGAACCUCCGCCUGCUAGCUCGGCGGGGAUGGUGAAGAUAGUGACGUACAACGUGAACGGGCUGCGGCCGCGGGUGGCGCAGCACGGCUCGCUCCGCCGCCUCCUCGACUCGCUCGACGCUGACAUCAUCUGCUUCCAGGAGACCAAAUUGUCGAGGCAGGACUUGUCUGGGGAUGUCAUAAUGGCCGAGGGAUACGAGGCUUUCAUUUCGUGCAAUCGUUCUUCGAGAGGGCGUGGACCAUACUCUGGUGUUGCAACGUUUUGCCGGGUGACAUCAGCAUUUGCCAGUCAGGAGGUUGCUUUGCCGGUAGCAGCUGAAGAAGGCUUUGCUGGAUUACAGGGCUCUGCAAAGGACAAUGAAGUUAUUGGGGAUUUUGUUCUUGAUAUGCCUAUGGAUGAGGAAGAUCUUGGCGAAAUAACAAGAGAGGAGCUGCUCAGGGUGGACAAUGAGGGGCGAUGUAUCAUCACUGACCAUGGACAUUUUGUUCUUUUCAAUAUAUAUGGCCCAUCUAUUGGAGAAGAUGAUGAAGAACGGGUUCGUUUUAAGCUACUGUUUUACAAGAUAUUGCAGAAACGAUGGGAAUUUCUACUGGCUCUCGGAAAGAGAGUCUUCGUUGUUGGAGAUUUGAAUAUUGCUCCUAGUUCGAUAGAUAGGUGUGACGCAUCUCCUGGAUUUGAGAAGCAAAUGUUUCGGGAGUGGCUGAGAUCCAUGUUAAGAGAACAUGGAGGUCCCUUUUUUGACGCUUUCAGAUCAAAGCACCCUGAAAGGACGGGAGCUUAUACUUGCUUUAAUCAAAAAGUUGGAGCUGAAGAAUACAAUUACGGUUCUAGAAUAGACCACAUUCUCAUUUCUGGUGCCUGUUUUCAUGACUGCAAUUCGGUGGAAGAUCAUAGCAUUUUCCAUUGCCAUGUUGAGGAUUGUGAGAUAAUGAAUCAUUUCAGAAGAGGGGAUUCAGGAAAUAUCUCAAAGUGGAAAGGAGGGAGAAGUAGUAAGCUAGAAGGGUCUGAUCAUAUUCCAGUUUAUAUGAUACUAAAUGGAAUACCUGAACUUCCUGCCCAUAAUACCCCACCAUCAGCUGCAAGAUAUCUCCCAGAAAUCCGUGGGCGGCAACAAAGUAUAGUAUCAUUCCUCAGUAAAGGAAAAUUGUGCGAAGCUGAAGAUGGCCCAGGUUUAGACAUAUCCAGGGAUAGAGAAAACCAAAGCUGCUGUAGUGAUGACCUGGAAAGGAGAAGCAUAUCCAAGGAAGAAUUAGCAACUGGUAUAACCGAGUUUUGUAAAGGUGUUAACCAACCUAGUCCGACGUCUAAGCGGAGGAAUCUUGAUCAUUGGAUAAAUGAAGGUUCAAGUGGCAGCUCCCAAAAUAGCAAUGUAACAUUAGUAGCAGCACAAGGUAUGAAAACUUCCUUUUCUGGUGUCAAGUCUGUGUCAAACAAGAAAAACAAGCAUAACUUAUCCUCACAGCCAACAAUCAAGUCAUUUUUUCGAAGACCAGAAACAAAGCCAGGGGAUGCCAAUAUCAAUAGCUUAGCUAGUUCAGUAGAUACAGUACCUAAGAUGGAUGAAUUAUGUUCUCCAAAAGAUGAUCGUCUGGAAGAAAACAUCCAGUGUACAGCUGCAGCUGACGGAGAUCCGGAUAACUCAAACAUAUCAUCUUCACUUUCAACUGAUAAAUGCAAUAUUGCAACAUUGGAGUGGCAAAGAAUACAACAGAGAAUGAAGAUGACCCUACCACUUUGCAAAGGACACCGUGAACCUUGCAUUCCAAGGUCUGUGAAGAAGGGCUCCAAUAUCGGUCGCUUAUUCUAUGUCUGUGCCCGUGCUCAGGGACCUUCAUCAAAUCCAGAAGCGAACUGCAAUCACUUUCAAUGGGCCUCUGUAAAAUCUAAAGGGAAGCGGCAAUGACUCUUUUGUUUUUCAGUCAUUUUCUGCCGUUGCCGUGCAGGUCAAAUGACUACUUUCUGCACUUGAUGUGAGUAAUAUCAGCAGUUCCCUAAGAAUGUGUUGAUGCUUUUGUUGGACAAUUUAGUUUAUUUUUCUGCUAACUUCUGUUUUAGUCCCCAGAAGCGCUGGACACUUGUCAGCUUGUGCUUCGCGUGAGUCUGAUGCAUCGCCUGCUCCCAUGUUGGGAGCAAGAUGGUCCUUAUUCAGUGCUAAUUCUUUUACUAAGAGGGGUACAUAGUUUGUCCUUGUAGAGUUCUAGUUAGAUGGUUUUUGUACCUGGUACCCUGCUUUUCUUUCUUGAAGAGAAGUAGCCUCCUCCUUUGUUGUAACCUCCAAGUCAAACAAACAAAAUGUGACUCUCUGUUGUCAGGUGGCUAAUGAAAUGCCACCUGGAGCCCUCAUGUGGUUCUGUUUGUUGAAUUCUGGCUUAGCUUAUCUUGAGAAUGAGAACAACUGAAAAGUAAUUGCAUAUA
This is a messenger RNA of Triticum dicoccoides, 3021 nucleotides long. RefSeq names its product DNA-(apurinic or apyrimidinic site) endonuclease 2-like. Gene Ontology annotation, cellular component: nucleus. Gene Ontology annotation, molecular function: phosphoric diester hydrolase activity; zinc ion binding; double-stranded DNA 3'-5' DNA exonuclease activity. The transcript is spliced from 11 exons. The record is from RefSeq and is a predicted model, not a curated record. The coding region runs from base 635 to 2509 and encodes 624 amino acids. Gene Ontology annotation, biological process: base-excision repair. NCBI's taxonomy places the organism in Eukaryota, Viridiplantae, Streptophyta, Magnoliopsida, Poales, Poaceae.